CAAAAAGAAAUAACCGCUGAAGGUCAGGACCUUGCGGUAUCAUCUUAUACUUUGUUUUCCAAUGAAUCUUUGACUUCAAGAAAUCAAAUAUCCUCCGAAGCUAUGGAAAUUCGUAAUGUUGAGAGUGAUGAUGUAAAAAAUAUCAAUAUCUUACCUCCUUUAAGACAUUCCGCAAGUGACAUGUUAAAAAGUAAAUCUUUAACACCUCGUCGUAGCCGAAUAUUUGAUAUUUUUACUUCCAAGAAUUCUUCUCAACGUGCAUCGAUUUCUUCGUCCAAAAGCCUUGCUAACCUUCAUGUGAAGGAUCCAAGAACCUUGGGACGGGAAUCAUCGGCUUCUAGGGACCAAACUUUUGUAAAUACUAAUAAUUAUUCACAUCAGAGUUCAAACGUUGACGUUGAAAACAUUGAUACUUCAUCUGGGAAGGACUUGAGAAUGUCUACUACAGAAUCAACAGAUGAACAAAACAAGUUUGAUAAAUCUCCUUUACGUCUUUUCAGGAAAAAGUUUUAUCAAAACCUUUUACCCUCUCAUAAUUUAGAUACAGUAAAUCCUAGUUUAUACGCAACUUCAUUGUCAUCAUUUUCAAAAUCUUUCAAUUCAGAGGAUCCAUCUGCAUUUAAAACUAUCUCGGAUUCUCAAAA
Messenger RNA from Paraglomus occultum, 644 nucleotides. The record is from the annotation of a GenBank genome assembly. Lineage: Eukaryota; Fungi; Glomeromycota; Glomeromycetes; Paraglomerales; Paraglomeraceae.